UCGAGAAAGGGACCUUAAUCAAAGUGAACGGUUUAUAAGAGGGCGCACGACAAAUGUUUCACUCACAGUUCCCAUCCAGGAGUCUCGCGAGUUAAAGCAAACCUAAUUCUAACGGACGUCGCUUUUUUUUCAUUAUCUUCGGCUACUUUAUCUUCUUUCUAAUCGAACUUAUCGAUAUACGAAAGAGAUUUACCGUUGUGAUUCCCGAUAUCGCGUCGACGAGCAUCAAUCAAUAGAAAAAUCGGCAAUUCUCAGUUAUAUGUUCUCUCAAUUUUGUUGUUCUCUAGCAACAAAAGAAAUAAAUAUAUACAUAUACGGGCCGCGCGUGAUUUAAAUCGAUUGAUUUAUUCGUUCGAAGAAACGUAGAAAAGAAGCUUUGAUACUUGGAUGAAUGUACGGGUGGAAGUACGAGACAAGGAAUCUAUUGAAGAAAAUUCAUCAAAUUUCUUAUCUAAUCAUAAAUUGUUUUUAUGCUCAUCGGGAUAAGAUCGUGCACUUUGCUUAAUCGGAUUGUCAUACCUUUACGGAUUUUUGUCAUUAAAGCGACACAUCGCGGACAUAAGAGAAAUCGCUGUUAGAUAAGACAGUCAACAGACAAAAUUACUCUUUUACUUUCCCAGUCAUUAUUUACGUUCAUUACAUAACGGUGGAUUCCUAAAGCGGAAAUAAGCGUAAUCAUCGACCGAUCGCGAAUGGAACGACAACGAAAAGAAAUUCAAAAUGUUUCAACAUCGAUAACGAAUAGAAUGAAUCACGGCGAAAUUCGAAGGAACCUCUAAUAAGUUAAAUAGAUCGAAAGGAAGAUUCAAUAUUUCUCUUAAUCACCAUGGUGCACGAUACAAGCGAGGAAAACCAAUCCAUGUUGCGGUACAACUCGACCAAGUACACAAAGGUUGUCAAAACUAAGGAUGUCAUCGAAGAUAUCGAAAAUAACAACAGCAAUACGAACUUGGACGGUCUGUACGAGGUGGAAAAUGUCAUAAAUCGAUACUCGUCGAAUCGGAAAGCAAUUUUUGCCCAGUGCUUGGUAGCUGGCGCAGUUUUAUUAUUGGCAGCCGGUGCUGGGAUGCCCAUCGGUUACAGCGCUGUACUUUUGCCACAAUUAUCCGCGAAGAAUACAAGCAUGUACGUGGAUCGCGAGCUCGGAUCGUGGAUAGCAUCGGUCCAUAGUUUGGCAACUCCGAUAGGAUCGCUUCUCUCGGGUCCAUUUCUAGACGCAUUAGGGAGACGAGGAUGCUUGCAAUUAUCCUCUAUACCACUUUGCCUCGGCUGGAUCGUAAUGGGUUUCGCCGAAAACAUUCCCACUUUACUCGUCGGCCGUAUCAUCUCCGGUUUCGCAGUCGGAUUUAUGGCUGUACCGAGUCAGGUACUCGUAGGAGAGACCGCCGAUCCAGGACUUCGUGGAAUUUUAUUUGGGAGCGCUUUUGCAGCCUACAGUUUCGGGAUACUUUUGAUUUACGCUUUCGGAGCAUCCUUCGAAUGGAACGUCGUUGCUUUUUGCGGCACCGUUUUACCCAUUCUUGCCUUUACCUCAUUUUUUUUCGUACCGGAAAGCCCCGCUUGGUUGAUUAGACAAGGAAAGAUCGAAAAAGCGAAAAGCGCUUUGUUGUGGUUGAGAGGAGGCGAUACAAAACAGAUGAACACGGAAAUAUCUAUAUUGGAAGUCAGAGCGAAGCACGAUGCUGGACAGAAGUCAUUAACAACGUCAUUUGGUCAACGAGUAUCCUCGACGUUGUCCACUAUCGUUAGCCCUAACGUGCUUAAGCCCUUGUUCAUCAUAAACAUCUUCAACGCUUUGCAAUUAAGUAGCGGGACCUACGUAAUAGUCUUUUACGCGGUCGAUCUCGUUCGAGACAUCGGUGGCAAAAAUAUGGACAGUUAUGUAGCCGCCAUAAUAACGGCAUUGACAAGAUUCUUUUUCUGUCUGCUAGCUUGCAUCUUACUUCUUAAAAUUGGCAGACGUAGUCUUGGUAUUUUUUCAGCGAUAGGUACGAGUCUUGCUUCGCUCAUACUCGUGGCAUAUACUAUGAUAAAGGAAGAAGAAUCCGAUAUGGAUGCAUACGUUCUUGGUAUAUGUUUGUUCGCUUACGUUGGCACCAAUACCGUAGGUUUGUUCACGCUCCCGGGCUUGAUGAUCGGCGAAUUGUUACCGCAAAAGGCUCGAGGUAUCGCCGGUGGUUUCAAUUUUUUUAUUUUCAACUUUUUAUUAUUCCUCGCAACGAAAUUUUUCCCAAUGAUAAAUAAUGCGGUAGGUAUAACCGGUGCCUUUGCUAUUUUCGGCAUAUUUGCGUUAUUAGAGGCAAUUUUUGUCUACAUUGCACUGCCAGAGACAAAAAAUCGUACGUUGGAAGAAAUCGAAGAUUACUUUCAGCAAAGUAAUUUACUGUGGAUUACCAGAUCGAAAGAACAAAGACAAAAUAAUGGAAUUAUCGCGAGGCAUUCUUAAUUAUUGUCCGCUGUCUCGCAGGUCGUGUGUAAAUAAAUGCGUUUGUUAAUUUAUACCAAUAUCGAAUUUAUCUCCUUUUGAGAAUAAUUCGUAUUUUUGAUAAUUGUUAUUAGUAACGUAAGUUGUAUAAAGAUACCAUUGAAAUAUAUAAUGAUGUUAAAAA
This is a messenger RNA of Polistes canadensis, 2609 nucleotides long. Its product is annotated as facilitated trehalose transporter Tret1-2 homolog. The record is from RefSeq and is a predicted model, not a curated record. Bases 827 to 2446 code for a protein of 539 amino acids. Gene Ontology annotation, molecular function: transmembrane transporter activity. The transcript has 10 exons. Gene Ontology annotation, cellular component: membrane. NCBI's taxonomy places the organism in Eukaryota, Metazoa, Arthropoda, Insecta, Hymenoptera, Vespidae. Gene Ontology annotation, biological process: transmembrane transport.